Coffea arabica (coffee) is the source of this 1266-nucleotide messenger RNA. Lineage: Eukaryota; Viridiplantae; Streptophyta; Magnoliopsida; Gentianales; Rubiaceae. The record is from RefSeq and is a predicted model, not a curated record.
AUGGAUAGAAGGCAUCUGAAGAGUCAGCUAGCCGUUGGUGCUGCAGUCAAGGGCCAAGCUGUAGUAGACCACUUGGCUGAAAAUCCAAGGAAGGAUGAUUAUCAACCGCUUCACACUUAUUUUUCGGAUGAGGAUGUCUUGUUUGUUGGUGUAGCAAAGGAUAUGAAUGAGCGAUGCUCUGAGUGGAUGCUGUUCUUUGAUGGUGCUUCAAAUUCAUUCGGAGUCGGUAUUGGAGCUGUUCUAGUAUCGCCUAAAGGAAAGCAUUACCCCGGUUCGGCUAAACUACGAUUUUUCUGCACUAAUAAUAUGGCUGAAUAUGAGCCUUAUAUUUUUGGACUCAAAAUGGCAUUGAAGAUGGAGAUUAAGGAUUUAAUAGUUUUACUAGAUUUAGCAAACAAAUUUAGAAGUUUGGAGUUCAGGCAUAUUCCACGUGCCAAAAAUGGAUUUGCUGAUGCUCUGGCCACUUUAUCUUCAAUGAUUCAACAUCCAGACGAGUUAGUGAUUGAACCUAUCCAGAUUCAGUUACAAGAAAAACCUGCACAUUAUUUGGUUAUGGAAAAAUCUUCUGAUGGCCGUCCCUGGUAUAGCAACAUCAAGGAAUUUCUUAAAAUGGGGUCUUAUCUUUCAGGUGCUGAUACGACUGCUAAAAGUUUCUUGCGUAGAUUAUCAUCCAAGUUUUUCUUAAAUGGAGAGGUGGUCUACAAAAGGACAUCAGAUUUGGGCCUUCUAAGAUGUGUUGAUGAAGAUGAAACAAAUUAUUUGAUGAAAGAAAUGCAUAGUGGUGUGUGUGGAUCACAUAUGAACAGGCAUUUGCUAGUGAAGAAGGUCAUGAAGACAGGAAAGUACAUUAAAUGCCGAUUGCAUGGAGAUGUUAUACGCACUCCUCCCACAGAAUUACACAGUAUGACUGCUCCUUGGCCAUGUUUAAUGUGGGGUAUGGAUAUAAUUGGAACUAUUGACCCUCCUGCUUCAAACGGACAUCGUUUUAUUUUGGUGGCUAUUGAAUACUUUACUAAAUGGGUUGAAAUCGAAUCUUACAAGCAUGUGACUAAGAAGGUGGUGACCGAUUUUAUGAGAAAACACAUCAUUUGUCAUUUUGGUGCGUCAGAGACAUUAAUCACUGACAAUGCCAAGAAUCUCAACAAUGACAUGGUGGAUGGAUUGUGUGAACAGUUCAAGAUCAAGUAUCGAAAUUCUACCAUUUAUAGACCACAAAUGAAUGGAGCUGUGGAGGCCGCGAAUAAGAACUUGAAAAGGAAUCCGUAG